Messenger RNA from Panicum virgatum (switchgrass), 1032 nucleotides. RefSeq lists its product as uncharacterized. Lineage: Eukaryota; Viridiplantae; Streptophyta; Magnoliopsida; Poales; Poaceae. The record is from RefSeq and is a predicted model, not a curated record. Gene Ontology annotation, molecular function: nucleic acid binding. The coding region runs from base 1 to 1032 and encodes 343 amino acids. Gene Ontology annotation, biological process: DNA integration. The transcript has 4 exons.
AUGCAAGUUACUAACCUGCAGGAACCACCAAUCAAUGACUUCCUACGCGACGACAUGCUGCUCAAGGUGACGGACUCCAACCCAUGGUACGCAAACAUUGUGAAUUUCAUGGUUGUAGGUUAUGUACCACCUGGGGAAAACAAGAAAAAGCUGAUCUUCGAGAGCAGACGUCACCUUUGGGAUCCACCGUACCUGUACAGGGAAGACACCAGAGAAUUUAUUCGAAGGUGCCGAAGAUGCCAGCUGCAGGGAGGCAUCACUGCUCGCAAUGCAAUGCCCCUCACAUACAAUCUCCAAGUUAAACUAUUCGAUGUCUGGGGUAUUGACUUCAUGGGACCAUUCCUAAAGUCCCAUGAUUGUGAGUACAUCCUGGUUGCUAUGGACUACGUCUCCAAAUGGGGGUCCCAUUUCAUCGACAAGACCUUCCGUCGCUUCCUAAAAGAACUUGGCGCAAGACACAACAUUGCUACACCCUACCACCCUCAGACCAGUGGACAAGCAGAAACUUCUAACAAGCAAAUCAAGAGUAUUCUACAGAAAACGGUGAACAAAAUGGGUAAAAGAUGGAAGAAUAUGCUACCUGAUGCACUUUGGGCAUACAGAACAACAUAUAAGACCCCCAUCGGCAUGUCACCAUAUCAACUGGUCUACAGGAAGACGUGUCAUCUACCAGUUGAGCCUGAGCACAGGGCCCACUGGGCCAUUAAGAAAUGGAACAUGGACUACAAGCUCGCUGGGAGGAAUAGACAAAUGCAGCUGGCAGAGUUAGAGGAAUGGAGAGAAAAGGCAUACCAUAGUGCCAAGAUAUACAAGGAUCGUACCAAAAGAUGGCACGACAAGAGGAUCAAGCCCAAGGAGUUCAAGCUAGGUGACAAGGUAUUAAUGUUCAAUUCCAGGGUAAAACUCUUCGGAGAAGGAAAACUUCGCAGCAAAUGGAAGGGCCCGUACACCAUCGUCAAUACAUCUUCUCACGGGGCAAUCACACUCCAGGAUGGUGACGAAAUGAAGCCCAUGCACUACCUGAUCACCUAG